AGAAGGUCCAGCCACAGGGCCAGCAGCACAAUAGACAUGUUACUCCAAACUAUUAUCUUGCUGUGGAUCUCCUAUGGACGCCUGUCUUUAACCGAAAAGUGUGAGACCUGCCCGUACGGCAACCUGACAGCAUCAUGCGAGUUUGUUUGGCAAAAUGUCUGCCUGGAGUUUGUGGAGGAGUCAAAAACCUGGAACCAAGCAAGGAGCAGCUGCGAGGAGAGAGGAGGGAAGCUGCUGAAUGUGCUGAAUAACUCAAUCCAAAUGUUCCUGAGCAACAUUACCAGAGAGAAAAACACCAGGAACUUCACCUGGUGGGUGGAAAAAGGGGUCCAAGCACAUCACAGGGAUCCAUCCCCAAGUCUGAAGAGGUUAAAAACAGAAAAAGUGGAAGCUUUAAAGGAACUCUGCACAUACAUGAAGCUGAAUCCUCCCCGGCUCCUAACGUCCGACUGCAGCAAGAGACGAGGAUUUCUCUGCACACAUACUUCGAGGUCUCCAACAAAUUUAAAGAAUGCAAAAGCCUCCAGUGAUGCCGCUAGGCCUCGGACCAAAAGGGAUUUAAGUGAUUUGGAUCAAAUGAAUACAAAUGUCAACAACAUGAUUGAGCUAGUAACGAAUGCAGAAAGAUUUCUGUCAUACAUGGAAAUAACCGUAGAAGAACCUACUGAUGAUCACAGGGACAAAUUUAUUGAAUAUUUGUUGGCUGGCACCGAAAAAGUGACUCGUAGUGUUGCCCAAGCUAAUCCUGCUAUCAUCGACUCCAUCAUCAACUGUACCAAUGCCAUCUUUUAUCUGGCUACUCAAAAAUGUGAUUUUGAUCACAGCCAAACUAAACAAUUUUUUGAAAAUGUAGUGAAGCUCAUUCAAAAAGCUUCUCUGUUGCUCGUGGGGACGACACCAACAGUCUCCAGGACCCAAUUAGGCAGUGUCAUAACAAGAGCGUACACCCCUGAGGAGCUCAGCAAUGCAGUGGUGGGUUCACAGGAAGACGGAGGGAUGGUCAAGCUCCCUUCAUUCUCAGCAUUGCAAUCGAGCAUAGGAAAGUACAAAGACGUCAUUGCCCAGAUGGCGACAUUCUCAGUCAACCCCUACCCGUCUGAAAACAUAUCAGGAACUGUUUGCAACUUUAUGCUCAGUGAUGGAAACUCUGAGAUUAAGCUGCAAAAUCUCUCAGAGGUGGUUGAGAUCUUUUUGUACCGCCCCAAUAAUUCAGCUCUGACCAACACCACUGUCGUGUUGACUAAGAACACAAAGUCCGUAUCUCAGAUCAAUGUGUCUGACACUGAGAUGACCAUAUUAUUCAACGUCGAACCAAGCAUCAACGUAUCACUGGCUGUUUUCUUGUCUUACAAUUCGCCUCCCAACUCUACAUAUUUCCACAACUCAACCAUUUUGAGCCACUCAGAGGACUAUCGCUGGUUGAUUACCCCUGAGAUGCUGCAGAACACAUCAGGGACUUGGUAUGUGGAAGCCAGACUUGUGAAUUUCACACUGGAAACAGAAGUAACACUGAACAUCAACACAUACCUUACCAGGUGCCUUUACUGGCACACUAACAAAGAGGAAUGGAGCGAUGACGGCUGCAGGGUGGGAGAGAAAAGCACUCCGGAGCUGACACACUGUCUGUGUAACCACCUGACUCUCUUUGGAAGCUCCUUCUUUGUGAUGCCAAACUAUGUUGACGUGUCUCGAACAGCAGAGCUGUUUGCCACAGUGAAUGAGAAUUUUGUGGUUUUGGCCCUGCUGUGUGCUUUCUAUGGUCUUUACCUGAUCACACUGCUGUGGGCCUGCUAUGCUGACCGCAGAGCGAGCUCUAAGAGGAAGAUAACUCUGUUGGAGGACAAUCACCCAGGAACUCACUACAACUAUCUGAUCGGGAUCCAGACGGGACAUCGCAGAGGCGCCGGCACUUCUGCUAACGUCACAGUGAAGCUGAUUGGCACAGAAGCAGACAGUACCAUACACACCCUGACCGAUCCAGAAAAGCCGGUGUUUGAGAGAGGAUCUUUUGACAUGUUCCUUUUGUCCACACCCUACCCACUGGGAGAACUGAAAAACCUUCGCCUGCAGCACGACAACUCAGGAGGUCAUCCAUCAUGGUAUGUGAGCAAAGUGACCGUACAAGACCUUCAAAGUAAAAAUGUUUGGCAUUUCUUCUGUAACUGCUGGCUGAGCUCUGACCAAGGAGACGGAAUGACCAAGAAAACCUUCAAUUCUGCAAAAACCAACGAGAUCGCAAGUUUCAGGAAUAUUUUCCAGAGCCGAACAUCGACUGGUUUUAGGGACGAACACAUCUGGGUGUCCAUCGUGGAUCCCCCGUCCCGCAGUCCUUUCACUCGGGCUCAGAGGGUUUCCUGCUGCAUGAGCCUGCUCCUGUGCACCAUGGCCAUCAACAUCGCCUUCUGGAACAUUCCUGUGGAUCCAAAUUCUGCUGUGGUCGUUUCAAUAGGAUCCCUCCAGAUGACUUGGCAGGAUGUCAUGGUGGGUGUGCAGAGCGGCCUUCUUAUGUUCCCCAUCAAUAUCCUCAUCAUAACUAUUUUCCGAAGCAUCCGACCUCGCAUUGUUUCAAACUCCAAAAAAGACGGCCCUGAUGAGAUCUUCAAGCCUCAAGCAGUCACCAUACCUACUGUCCUGAAUGAAACUGAGAAGAUGAUUUCUCUGGUGAGCAUGAAUCCAAGGAACAAGAUGCAGGAGGUUCUCAAACUGGAGGCAUCUUAUGAUCUGGUCCCAGCUUUGGACCGGCUUCAUGUCUUUAUCCAGCACAUGCAAGGUGAGAGUGAGAGCGACAACCACUGGGUCUACUGCAGCAAGUUCCUCCUGGCCAGUCUGUGCCACCUCCUCAUGAACCUGGAGAAACUGGAUGCGAAAAACUUCUCCUGUCCAGAGGAGUACCAGCGCGUUCUCAACAACACCAACCUGCUGGUUCGCAAGGCUGAGAUGGUCUUCAGCAGUCACCUAUCCAACUGUCCGGUCCCUGUGAGGAAGAAGAAGAAGACCCCGACAGGUGUGAAGCUGCCCUGGUGGUGUGUGUUCAUUGGCUGGUUCCUGUUGGUCUCCAUCAGUGGGAUAUCAACUUACUUCACCCUGCUGUACGGCUUCCAGUACGGCAAAGAGAAAUCCAUUAAGUGGGUCAUGUCUUUGGGUCUAUCCCUUUUUGAGAGCAUCUUCAUACUGCAGCCUCUAAAGGUGAUAGGUGUUGCUGUGUUCUUCGCCUUGCUGCUGAAACCUGUGGCCGUGGAGGAGACUGAAGAAGCAGCACAGGCGCUGUUAGAGCAACAGGACAGAUGCAGACGCUACACCGGCAGAGAUGCCCUGUGAGGAUACAACACAUAACCAGACAGGCUUUGCUCUGCAUGAAUACCAUCAUCACGCCUGCUUGUCUUCAACACAUACAACUCUAUAAAUAUCUAAUAACACUUUCUGAUGUUUUCCUAUGUACAGAGCCUUUCUUUAGUGGAGAGUCAUAGUAAAUGGAUGAUGUAAUGACUGAUUAAAUAUGUAAACAUGUUGAUAGCUACGUAUGUUUGUUAAUGUAAACCACUGAUGUCUAAAGCUGGUCUCAGCUCAAUUGGUCAUUUGCAGAUGUGAAAUAGUUUCAAUACUAUAAAACAAUUAGCAAGUAAUAAAAAUAGUUGUUUGCUCAAAGAAUCAUAAUACAAAGUUUCACAUUAGUUUACUUAAUUACAUGCCUUCGAGUUGAACUGUUGAAUUGUUUUAAAUUAUGUUGAAAAAACAUUCAAAUUAAACAGUUUUUUUUGUUUGAGUAUGGAAAUGAUAGGGCUUUAUAAGAUGAAACAGUAGGACAAAAAUAACGUUAGUAUGUAACAUUAAAAAAAAUGCAAAAUUAGAUCUCAGAUCUCUUGUUCCUGUCAGCAUGCAUCACAGAGAGUGACUUUAAAUGAAGGUACAUUGUGGACAAGUGGGAGGGUCUGCUUAUGUAAUUGCGCGUAAGGGAACUGAUGGAUUAUUGAUCACAUUUUUCAUUGCACUUCUGUCCACGUAAGACAUGCUGAAAGGGGGAUGUUGCAUUUUUUUUUAUCAUCUGUGGGUUCUAGGAUUCAGUGUUGAAUGCUUUAUGUGAGCGACUAACUAAAUUUGAGUCUUUGCUUUUGGUUUUCUAAAUGUGUGUUUAUGCUAUAGACGUUUUCAUUUUCGUGGUAGAUAUUUUGGGAUUUUACAGCAGUCACAAAGUUCUUGUUCUUCCUUUUUAUUUAUUGAUAUUAGAUGUGUGAAUUUAAAUAAAGCUAUUUCUUCCAAAUGUUUUGAGGAUCAUUCAUCUUUUAUGCUGAAUCUGUACAGACAGAUUGUAUCUCAAAUGCAAAAAAACAACA
Molecule: messenger RNA, 4331 nt
Organism: Poeciliopsis prolifica (blackstripe livebearer)
Lineage: Eukaryota; Metazoa; Chordata; Actinopteri; Cyprinodontiformes; Poeciliidae
Product: polycystic kidney disease protein 1-like 2
Exons: 23
Coding region: 37-3318 (1093 amino acids)
Biological process (GO): detection of mechanical stimulus
Cellular component (GO): membrane
Molecular function (GO): calcium channel activity; protein binding
Source: RefSeq, a predicted model, not a curated record